This is a messenger RNA of Rhodotorula toruloides NP11, 1947 nucleotides long. Its product is annotated as cytoplasmic dynein light intermediate chain 1. Gene Ontology annotation, molecular function: dynein heavy chain binding. The transcript has 8 exons. The coding region runs from base 1 to 1947 and encodes 648 amino acids. The record is from RefSeq and is a predicted model, not a curated record. Gene Ontology annotation, cellular component: centrosome; cytoplasmic dynein complex. Gene Ontology annotation, biological process: microtubule cytoskeleton organization; microtubule-based movement. Lineage: Eukaryota; Fungi; Basidiomycota; Microbotryomycetes; Sporidiobolales; Sporidiobolaceae.
AUGCCCUCGCUCGCACCGCUGUCCGCCAGCGCCGGGCCAUCGAGCGCGUCUGCUCUCCCUCCACCGCCAGGCGCGACAAGCAGCAAUGGCGUCGUCCUUCCCGGCAACGGCGACCUGUGGAGCUCUAUCCUCGACUCUGUCAAGGGCACGAAGAACGUCCAGACUAAACAGUGCUUCGUUCUCGGCUCGCGCAACAGCGGCAAAUCGACCCUCGUCUCUCGACUCCGCAUGACCACCGGGGAAGCACCACCUUCCUCGUCCACUUCGGCUGGCAAGGGCAGAGACGAUGGAGAGAAGCCGCUGGAUCUGGGAAUGAGCUACGAAGUGCUGGAUGUGCGAGAAGAGGGGGACGAGGGUGACACGGUUGCUCGACUCGGCUUCUUCCACGUCCCUGCGCCCUCACCGCCUUACCCCGCCCUUCUCUCGCUUGCCCUCUCCCGCUCGAACCUCCUCGACUCGCUCGUUGUCCUCGUCCUCGACUGGGAGAAGCCGUGGAACUUCGUGCGAGAACUGGAGGCAUGGUUGGCGCUGCUGGAAGACCAGCUGAAGAGGGCGAGGCGGGGAGAGAAGGAGAAGGAGGCGUACGAAGAAGUCGAGGCGCGGGAACGACUGGAGGCCUACGUCCGAUCGUAUCAAGAACCGACUUCCAGCGGAGCCGCCCCAUCAACCUCUGCCGCCGCACAUCUCGACGACUCCCCUCUUCCGCCCGGCACGCUGCUGGACAACCUCGGGAUCGGCCUCGUCAUCGUGUGCACAAAGGCCGACCAGAUGAACAUGCUCGAGCGGGACAGGGAGUUUACUGAGGAGCAAUUCGACUAUAUCCAGCAGCUGCUGCGAACGGUCGCCUUACGCUACGGAGCUGCCGUCUUUUACACCUCGCAAACCCUUCCUUCAUCCUAUGCCAAGCUCCGACAGUACAUCCUUCAUCGUCUCUUCGCCGCACCGGCAUCGACGGCUCUCGCCACGAACGCAUCAGCAAAUCCCACGACUCCGACGUCCUCGUCACGCCCCGCUGCUCCCGCACCAAUCGCAACUUCCGCACGCGCAUCCUUUCCCUUCCCUCAUCGCGCGAACGUCGUCGACCGAGAUCAGGUCCUGGUGCCAGCGGGCUGGGACAGCUGGGGGAAGAUCAAGAUCAUGCGGGAACGGUUUGACUGCGAGCAGGCGGGAGAGGGAUGGGAGGCGGAUCUGGAGCGACUGAGAGCAGGUGCGAGUGGUGCUGAGACGGACGUGUCAGGCGAGGAGGGUAAUCGAGGCUUGCGGCGGGAAUACGAGAUGGUGGUUGUCGACUUCGAGGCGGAGGACCGACCAACCAAUGCGUCGACGACUGUUGCGCCAGCAGACGAGCAGUCCUUCCUGCGCCAGCACUACGAGGUCUUGCAGGCGGAAGCCGCUAAGGAUCCUCGACUCGCUUUCCGCCAACCCACGUCGACUGGCUCUGUCUCGUCAACUCUCGGCCCGAGCGUCGUCGGUCCGAUGGCUGGCGCGAGUCUUGACUUGCCGACGGUCGCGAGCACGCUCGAGCGCGCACGAGAUCGAGGCGACACGGCAGCGGCUGCAGGAAGGGAUGGCGCACGACCUGACGAGCGCUAUUUUACCAGCAUGUCCCGACAGAACUCGGGAACAUCGACCUCGGCCCGCUCGCCUCCACUCAGCUCGUCGGCUACGUUUGGUUCGUCAAGCGCGUCGUCGACGUCGGCCCUUCUCGGCAGGAGCUUGUCGAAAGAAGCCGCAGCAGGUUCUCCCUCGGCAGCAGCUGGCGGGACGUCCUCGACGGCUGGCGCAGCCGCUGGCGGCAAUCAGGUCCUCGCAGACUUCUUCCAGAGUCUGCUGACCGCGCGGACGGCUGGUGCAGGCGGAGCGACUGGCGCUGCGGGCAGUGCUGGCGGGCUGCGGGCGAGCACAAGAGGCGCGUCGCCGGGCGGGUCGGCGGAGGAGGCGAAGUGA